Molecule: messenger RNA, 7998 nt
Organism: Dermacentor silvarum
Lineage: Eukaryota; Metazoa; Arthropoda; Arachnida; Ixodida; Ixodidae
Product: chondroitin sulfate synthase 1
Exons: 5
Coding region: 214-2433 (739 amino acids)
Cellular component (GO): Golgi cisterna membrane
Molecular function (GO): glucuronosyl-N-acetylgalactosaminyl-proteoglycan 4-beta-N-acetylgalactosaminyltransferase activity
Source: RefSeq, a predicted model, not a curated record
UCUCUUUCACUCCCCGCGCGGCACUCGCGCUCAUUUGUGUGACGAGUGUGGCGGCCGUCCCGAACAAAGUUUUUGUAGCCCAGUUGCCAACCUAAACAUCUUGAUCGCUGAUGUGCAUCACCGACAGAAGUGUCAGAACUUUCGUUUUCAAUUAUCUGAACUCGUAGGUGCGUUGAGGUAGAGCUCGCCGGCUCGUUGGGCGCAUAGGAUACGAUGAAGAGCUCCGGACCGGGGGUUUUGUCUCCAGCCAUUAGCCUGCUUGCCGGCACCCUUAUUGGAUUCGUGAUCACUAGCCAGAUUUUACUAUGGCUCAAUAGUGAACAUUUUUGUGACACAUCUCCUUUUAAACGAACUCAGGGCUCACCAAAGCCUCGCCUUCUAUUCGUUGGCGUGAUGACGGCGGAGAAGUAUCUGUCUACACGAGCUCUCGCAAUCCAGCGCACUUGGGGCAAAGCCUUGAGCGGAAGGCUCGCUUUCUUCUCAAGCGGCUCGUCACAUUGGGACGGCGAGGAGAAACUACCUUUGGUCGCUCUCCGCGGCGUUGAUGAUUCGUAUCCGCCGCAGAAGAAGUCCUUUCUCAUGCUUAAGUACAUGCACGAUCACUAUAUCGACCAGUACGAAUGGUUCAUGCGCUGCGACGAUGACGUUUACGUGCACGUCGAAAGACUAGAGCGCUUCCUCCGCUCUGUUAAUUCAAGCAAGCCACAGUACAUUGGUCAAGCUGGUCUAGGAAACAAAGAAGAAUUUGGCCAGUUGAGCCUUGAACCCGAUGAGAACUUUUGCAUGGGUGGACCUGGUGUGCUUUUCAGUAGGGAGACCCUUCGACGUCUUGUUCCACACAUCUCAACCUGCCUGAAGCAUCUUUAUUCAACCCACGAAGAUGUUGAAGUUGGCCGUUGUGUCAGACGUCACGUUGGCAUCCCUUGCACUUGGUCUUACGAAAUGCAAACAAUUUUUUAUCACAACUUUUUCGGCGAGGUGGCUCUGAAAGGUCGCGUGAGGCGACGUGAAGUGCACAGGUCACUAACGCUGCACCCAAUCAAGGACCCUCGUGAAAUGUACAAGGUGCAUGCAUAUUUUGGUGGAUUUCGUGCACAAGAGCUGAGGCAUCGGUCACUUCAGCUUCUCAGGGAAAUACGAUGGGCUGCUCAGAGCUACGGGGGAUGUGUAUCACCAACUCAAGCUGCAUCGCCAUGGUGUAAGGGCAUUGUGAAUGGAUCUUCGGCCCUUUCUGAGAUGCCUUCCCUUACCAAGUACUUUCCUGGAGAAAUUCAAGAUCUCCUAACAUGGGACUUCUUUGCAAAAAGCCUCUACUCUGAUCAAGUGACAAACCCGCGUCGACGCGUUGAAUCAUACUACGAGAUCAGCAUCAACAAUGUCAUUAGUGACCUCAUGGAGCUCACGAACCGCUACUCCAAGCAGCGUGGCCGCGUAAUUGAGUUCAAGGACGUGCUGUAUGGCUACCUGCGCGUCGACCCACUUCACGGUGCUGACUAUGUGCUUGACCUGCUGCUUACCUACCGCAAGUACCGUGGCCGCAAGAUGACGCUGCCUGUGCGGCGGCAUGCCUACGUACAGCAGCCUUUUACCCAGCUGCGGAUCCGGGAUGUGACUCCUCCUGUGGACGAGUUGCGGCGGCGAGCCACAAUCCGCUUUGUGCUGCCACUGUGCGGCCGGCGAGCCGCAUUUGAACGCUUCCUGCGCACCUUCCGCGAUGUGUGCUUGGACACGGACGAUGCGUGCAGCCUACUCGUGGUGCAGUAUCGGGACACCACGGCUGAGGCCGACGACCUGGAGGGCACGGUGACCGCAGAGCGGGUGCUGGGUGCUGACUACGACAAGUCGCGAGUCGAGUUCCUGCCAGGUGGCGGCGAGUUCUCACGAGCUGCUGCACUUGAGCUGGGUGCAUCUCGCUUCAAAGACGACGAGCUGCUCUUCUUCAUUGACGUUGACAUGGCAUUCGACGCCGGUGUGCUGCGCAGGGUUCGGGCCCAUACGGCGCGGCGCCAUAGUGCCUACUUUCCCAUCGUGUUCAGCCAGUACGACCCAGCCUACACAGGCAUUUUGACUGCAGACUCACCCCGUGUUGCCUCUGAGGAAGGCUACUGGCGGCAGUUUGGUUUUGGCAUCGCUGCCAUCUACAAAUCAGACCUUGCUGCUGUUGGUGGUCUCGACGUCAGCAUACGUGGCUGGGGAAAGGAGGAUGUGGACCUGUUCGACCGCAUAGUGGCUUCCAACCUGUCCGUGGUGCGUGCCCCCGACCCAGGCCUGGUGCAUGUCUUCCAUCCGGUGCGCUGCAGCCGUGACCUGGCCAUUGCCCAGUACGACAUGUGUUUAGGAACCAAGUGGACCAGCGUCGCCUCCGAGCGCACGUUGGCCACUAUCAUCGCACAGCAGUAUCACGAGCUGCUCACGAGGAACUUCAGGCGCUGAGAAGCAUUUGCAUAAUAAUUUUGCAUUGGGGGACAGUAGGGCGGCACUCACUCUGGCCACAGGGCAUUGAGGAUCCGUCAUGCCUAGGCAAUUCUAAACUUAACAGUUCAUUACUGUCACUAUUUUCAUCACAGCCUUUAUGUAUGCUCUAUAUACAUAUGUAUUUGUGAACCGGUGGCAUAUCUUGCCACAGAUCAUGCUUAUGUAUAAUGUGAACACUUGCAUGGCAAAUGUAGUGUCCACACUGGGCCUCUUCGAUUAUGCAGUCCCGGACUGUCCGCAAACCGUCUGCGGCUUCCGGUCUCACUAGCCCUGACAAAAGAGCACGUCACAGUCACGUGAUCCAGUUGUCGGGGACUGUCUGAGGUUUUGUUCGAAAGCACCGUAACCGGAAGUCACUCUCCUGGCUGCUGUCAUCUGCUCUUACUUGUAGAUAGCCCGCUACCCAGCGAAUUCAUUAGUGUGGCCUCUGAAAUGGUGCAGUCUCAGAGGCCACAUCGCGGACACAGCCAUAAAGCGUGUAUAUUGGAAUCGCAGCCUGAGCGCAUAGAACUUGUUUGCAAAGCGCAGUUUACGUUGCGCUCUUGCUCUUCGUGCCCCUUAACGGCUAUAUUUAAGCUAGCUCAUUGCUUGCGAAAUUUAAGCGGAUUUCCCACAUGAACAUAAGCAAAAUCGCAGUCGUUCCACAUCGCUGUUCAUGCAAAAAGCACCCGCUGAUAUCCUCAAACCUCGUGAGACUGUCUACUAAUUAAAGGCCUGACGCGUGUCUCGGACAGAGCGCGUGUUCCCAGUUGAACUAAUCCUGCACAUAGAAAAGCAAAUGUGCGAACUUGGCAACAGAAGAGAUCAACAUAUAUGUCGACAGCAAUCGGGAAGCUCCGAUUGUAUACCACCCCAGCUACUGGCGUGAAAUAGCCACAUGCAAUAUGAUAUGCUUCCUCGCACACCAGUUUCAUUCUCCUGAAAAGCAAAAUUUACCUGUUUACUACGUAUAUAGCAAUGGGCAUGAAAGAUUUCGCGAAACACAUGACGAAAAGCAAGCAUGUGCCGCUGAUCACUGUGCUUCUCUCUCAAAAAACACGGAAGACUAAAGCUACAGCAAUUAGACCGCUCGUGAAAAACUUGCAUGAUGGACACAAAGCACCGAUGUAACAGAAGCAAUAGCUCAUUGCGCAGUAUUUGCCGUCCGGAACACGCCAAGUAUGCAAAGUAUGCACACGGCAUCUUUCACAACAUGGCGUCAAACACAGCAUGCAUCUUUUGAAGAUAGCCGUCGCCUGCUAGCUGCUUGCGCUUGUGCGAGUAAAGAUCUGCUGUCAGCUCCAAGAGUCCACAGACAGUCUGCAACUUCCGGUCCAUGAAAAACGAAUGCGAUUCUGGCAGCUCUCGGACUGAUGGUCGGAGCUUCCGAAGCUGUUCGAGAAAACCGAAUGCGGGACAACAGUCCCAAGUAGUCUUGGACUGUCAGGGACGGAUAAUUGAAGAGGCCCACUUCUGGUGCUGCAACUACAAGGUAUGUGCAUUGGUUGUUUUCAAAGCCAUAUAUUCCUAAGGUAUGAUAGUGUAUAUGCUGGUCAGGACCAGACUUGGAAGAAGCUGUUACUGACUUGGUAGAGCCACAGCAAUUCCCGCAUAUCUGGUGUGGGGCAUUUUGAGGUUCGGCCACAUGAAAUUUCCAUGCGCUUUCUUGCUACAGGCUUAGCGGCACAUGUUCAGUGUUUCUUGAUGCUUCCAAACAUUAGAUUUGAUGGUGGGACUUUUUGUGUGCACGAUGGUAUAAUAUUUACAAAUAUCAAUAGUUUUUUAAAUUUCAAAUCCCAAAGACAUCGUUUUCUUGAACUAUUUCGUAUCUUUCAGUGAGAAGGUCACAGGGAAGCACUUGACAUAGGCUCAGGUUCACAAUGAGCUGCUCAUGUGAAGACUGUUUUCGACACGAAAGUCAGGUCAUUUACAGCCUUUCUCAUUUUUUUUGUAUCUUCAAUUUUUUUUUUUCACUGACACAGCUAAUGGCAUUAAAAAGAUUGCUGAAUAUUUUUCCCCCGGUGGCUCAGCUUACUUUUCUCCAGUCAGUGUUUUGCCUUUGAGUAUUGUGCUUCUCUUUGAUGCAUGUCACUAUCAUGAAUCUCAUAAUAAUCUUGCAUGAAUCCCAUUAAGUUGAUAAUGUUAUGUAUAUCAUUAAUACAUGACAUGUAAAAUAGUAGUGCCAUGCUUUGGCAGUUUUAAUUCCUUACGUUCCCCUGGUGAAUCAGACAAAGGUUGCCAGAUUGAACUUGCUAUAGGUGAAUGGAAAUGUAACAAUCCUUUUAUAAAACGGCCGUUAACUAUUACUGACUUGCCAAUGCGUGAAAUUACAGAAAGCCAUAUCAGCAGGAAGUUUAACAGGGUGUCCUCCACUUUCAUGUCCUUUUGUGAAGUAUGAAACCUCUGCCCUUGGUAAAUGUGACAUACUUUGUAUUUUUUAGUGUUGCUUACUAAAUAGUUUCGAGCAGUAUUUUCAGUAAUUGUUCCUUUAAGCUUAAAAAGUGAUUAGAGAAUGAGCAGGUGCACGUCUGUAAGGCACGCCCUUGCUCCUGAAAGGCUCAACAUGUGCAGCAUCAAAAUCGUUAAAGUAGACGCACUGAAGAUCAGUUCCACUGAAGGCAAGUGUUAUGCUCCAAAAGGAAUGGCUAAUUUGCAUGUCAUAAAACUUCAUGUUUUCUUUGACUCAAGCCGGUCGUCAAAAUGUGCAUACUAUCAUGUGCUUAGACGCAUUGCCUUUCUGACUGUAUUUCCAGUAUGAAUGUUUACAAAGUGUUCAAUUUAAUUAGCAAUUGCAGUUUUUAUGGAUAUAUGGGUCUAUUCAUAUUGUGACUUGAUUGGCCAUGUGCCUCAGGUAGUUUAGUGUUUUUGAAGUAAUUAGUGACUAAAAUACUUCAGAGCUGUUACAGAUAAUUUUCUUACUGUCAUUAACUUUUUUUUGUGAGCUGCACAAAAUUAAAUUGUGUUCCAAGUGUUGUACUGUCAGAUGUCAAUGCCCCUACUAAAUUGUCUUCGAGGCAUUGUUAAUUGCUGCUUGUGUUUUGAAAGUUACAACCACGUUGUAAAUGUGCAGGCAUGGCUUGACCCACAUUUGUAUCUGAGCCAGACAGUUCGAUCUCUCAAAAAUGAUGACAGUAGCCUUAUUAUUUUGACGAUUAUAAACCAUGGACUUCUUCAGCAUCUGCCACACUUAGACAAAACAAACUAUCUCAUUUUUUUCUUCUGAGAGGGUUGGGGAAAGGCCUUCUGAACAGUUAAGCAGAACACUGCCCAGCAAACUUCAGAAGUUGGGGGGGGGGGAUUCAGGAAGGGGUCAGGGCAUCUGACCACACCCUCCCCUCAUGUGAUCGAUUCACGCCUUCACUGUUGGCUAUGCUACAUUGCUGCCAUGCACAAGGUGCGGUGUCCAUGCAUAGGGAAUAAUUUUUUUUUAAUGCUAGAUUGGCCGCGUUUAGUUAUAAUCAACAGUCCAUCAAAAUGUUUCAAAAGGGGAGUCAUUGAGUUAGGUGUGAAAAAAUAGUGAAGUGAAAAAGAAAUGUAGGGACCGGUUAUUAUAUGGCCUGCAGACGGGGAAACGUCACUAUGAUUACUGAUGGGAUCAUGCUUUUUCUCUUGCUGCUUUCGAAGGAUCACUGUGAUGACUGUGAACAAAGCUUUCGGCAUUUUUUCCCCUGUGUGCUACUUGAAUGGUACAUUGCUGUUUUAUUAGUGUUUCAUGCCAGCUAAGUUGAUGUUUUAAUCUUUUUUAAGUGGUUUGCUAGUGUCCUAGAAAUAUGUCGAGGAUCCGAGGAUGAUCUUGUAGCCUCCAUACAUCGAGGCUUUCUUUCCACUUUACUCAGCCUUUACUAUCAUGUAGCAUCUUUUAUACACGCGCGCAUGCUUUUGCAGUGUGAUCAAGAACUUUUAUCUCUGAAAACUUUUCUCCACGUGCCUUAACAGUGCCAAGGUGUGUGUCUGUAUGAAUCCGUAGUUCGAUGUUGUUUCACAUCGCUUACAUGCGUUGUCCUUGACGCUAUAUUUGCUUCUACGUUUUGCCAACUCUUUAUGGUACUGUCUGUGCCGUGCGCAGGCAUUGUUGAAAAGUACUGUUAAUAAUCACCUUAUGUGGAGUGUUGUACGCCAUGCGCGUGUUGUUGAAAGGCAUUGUUUGCGUGCUAGUCACGUUUACUUCUCGCACACUUUACAUGUGCGAUCGUGUCCGCGUACGUACGCCCCCGCUGUGCCGUUUCUUGACGGGAAGGUUGCGCGCCGGACGCCCGUUUAUUGCUGUUUUGCGGUUGCACGCUGCGUGCCAAAUUGUUUCCGGCAUAGAUCGGUCUGGGCGCCAGGACGUCUUGAGUGUCGCUUCCGGAGUAGCCUCGGUUAAUCGGAAGGGCAAGCACCGAAUCUCUUUCCUCUCUGUCUACCGAAGCAGCCGGAAUUGAGUGACUCAUGACUGAGUGUUCAUUGUUUAAGCUGCUGGUGACGGAACUAAAUGGAGGAGCCUCAAAAUUGCUCUGGUCACAUGUUACGGUCCCAACUUAACGUUACUGCAGUGCGGAUCGCUUAUAACGUAUAAAUGUUUAAAAGUUACAAAGCCGGUUGAAACGUGGAUUCUUUUUUUAACACCAGCCUUGCUACUGUAAAACUUUAUCCAGCGAUUGACAGCUGCUCAGAAAGAAGUGCGAACCGCUUGUUACACGCCGCACUUUUCGGACGAGCUCGCAAAUCCACUGCGUGUGCGGCAAGCGCGCUUUCUCGCAACACGUUCGAGACGACGGUGAAGUUGAAAGACCAGGGGCGUGCGACAGAAGCGAAAUAGCGUUUCGAGAACGUUUACUUGAAUAAGACGCUUAAAAGCACGUGAACGUACUUGUCUCGCGCCAUAAGUCCAUAAUGUCUUUAUGAACUUUGAAGUGGAAGGAUAAUUACAGUAACAAAAGAAAAACAGUGGGCUGCACUCGACAACUUCCACUAGUGUGUCCUUGGGCCAGAUCGCACACAAAGUACGCUGCGCUGGCGACUGAGCAAGUCUACAACUCGGUGUGUUCAAUGUUCACUAGGCCAUGUUCAGAUGUUGCUUAUCCACCUAGCGCGCACGAUAAAAUAAAUAGAAAUAGUUUUCUUUUCCUGGCAGAAUUGUUUCGCGGGUUGCAGUCUAGAUUAUUGCGAUGCCACGAAAUGUCUUUUCGCGGAGAGCCUCUGGUCGUCGCCGUAGCACUCAAGACCCUUGUCCAGUGCUUGCUGGAAACGGCAAGCUUAGAAACAGCGCGAGCUGCAGUUCAGGAAAAACGCACUCUGGUGAUUAGGCUUCGUGUUAUGAGCCAUGGAAAUUCUUAUAGUGCAUGUUAUAAGCGGUCUGCACUGCACUAAAAACAAGAUGGCCUGUUGCGCACGAUUACUCUUUGCCAACAAUUCUUUAUCCUGGCUGGCUUUGGCGUUGUUCGUGUAGCGACAACUUAUGAAUGUUUAUCACGUUGUAUUUUAUACCUUUUAUACUAUUUUACAACCUAUGUCCACCGUGCUUACGUCGAGAUGUUACAUCAAUAAACUCAUUUUAUUUGCCAA